UUUUAAACCUAUGAAAAAAAAAUUAUUUUGAAAGGUUGCAACUUUGCUAUGGUGCUGCAUUCUAUUAGAGUGUGAAUCAAGAAAAAGAAUAUUAAGUAAACCUUGUUGGCAUUUAAAUGCAAUGGGCAGGCUAUAUUAAUGAAAGUGGGUUUUUCAGAAGAUGAUUUUGACAGGAUCUUUUAUGAUGCAGAGAUCAGCUCAUAUUUUUUAUCCAAUGUAUUUGCUACACUAUCAAAAAACUGAUGAUUUUACCCAGGAAAGUUCACACCAACAUCUCUUCAGAAAAUAAAUUUCAACAGACAGCUCCAAGAAAUAAGAAACAAUUGCCCUCCAUAAUUUGAUCAUUUAUAAUAUCAAGUGAGAAGAUGAUUGGUUAUAUGAACAGAAAAAAGAGCUAUCAUCUGACAUAUCAUAUUUUUAAUCUUUAAGGAAUGCAGAAGUUGGUUAUUGUCAAACAACAUUGUAUUGUGCUGCUGGUGCAAAUACAAAUUUGCACAGUAUUUGUAUCUUAGGUCUGUAUGCCUGACAAUACACUUGAAACUUGAAAAUCAUUGUUUACUGAUUAUUUGCAAAUCUUCCCUAAAAUGUGAACUAAACAUAAAAGGUGAGAUCUGCUGAAGACUAUUGUUUUUUAAAAAAAAAUGGACCUAUCUCUCUCUCUCUCUCUCUCUGUACACACACACACAUACAUAUAUAUUAUAUAUAUUUUUCCUGGGCCCAGCACGUUAGUGCAAUUAUAAAGAAAACAAGGCAGUGCAUCUACUUCCUGAGAAGUUUGCAAAGAUUCAGCAUGACAUCUAAAACUUUGACUAAGUUCUAUAGAGGUGUAGUGGAGAGUAUAUUGACUAGUUGCUUCACAGCCUGGUAGGGAAGGAGACAACUUCAAUGCCCUUGAAUGGAAAAUCCUACAAAAAGUAGCAGAUACUGCCAAGUGUAUCAUGGCUACAGCCCUCCCCCUCUAUUUAGCACAUCUACUGAGAGCACUGCCUCAGGAAAGCAGCAUCCAUCAUCAAGGACCCCCACACCCAGGACAUGUUUUCUUCUAGCUGUUGCCAUCAAAAAGAAAGUACAGGAGUCUCAGGGCCCACACCAUCAGGUUCAGGAACAGUUAUUAGCUCUCAAGCAUCAAGUUCCUAAACCAGUGGGGAUAACUUAAUUCACCCCAUCACAGAAAUGUUCCCACAACUGAUGGACUCACGUUCAAGGUCUCUUCAACCCAUGUUCGCUAUAUUUAUUGCUCGUUUGUUUAUUUUUUCUUUCUUUGCAGUUUGUUGACUUUUGCAAAUUGGUUGUUUGCCAAUGCUUUGUGGAGUCUUUCAUUGAUUGGACUUGAUGAGUAUCCCCACAACAAAAUGAACCUCAAGGUUGUAUAUGGUGAUAUAUAUGCACUCUGAUAGACAUGUACUUCGCAUUUUAUAUAUGCUACACUAUAUAGAUAUAUCUGCCACGAGGAAACGUCCCUGUAACUUAUCCAGUACAUCCAUACUCAUGUCGAGCCAGGUGCACUAACCUAGGUGUUUUUUUUCUCCAUCUCGUUGUUCAUUGCGAUUAUAAUUCGUUUCCAAUCUGGACAAAUUGCGGGUAAUUCAAGAACCAUCAUGUCUUCUUUCUGUAGGAAGAUUGAAAACACACAGUGCAUUCUGAGCAGGAACUUCGGGGCACUAGCACCGGUAGGUGAUGUGAGGGACGUUGGGUGACGGUGACCACAGCCGGGCGGGAGAUCGCCUGCCCCACUGACAGGACGGGCUCGGCCGGCCCCCGCAGUAAACAACCGCGCCGCUUUCACUUUCCCGACGCGUUGCUCGGCGUUAUGACGUAUCCUACACACCGGGUAGGGACGCAGCCGUCACUCGCAAUCGGGCUCGGUGAUUCUUCUCAGAUACUGGGCUGCUGACGUCUAUCGUCCUCUUCAUUUUUCUAAGGCAUUUGAAUGAGUGACUGAGGGACCUGCUCGCGGCUCCCGAUGAUGCUGCGGUCCUCCCGGCUCGGCUAGGUCGCCCGCCCGCCCGAGGUUCCCCCUGCGCGCACCCGACCACUUCUCCGCGUUCCCCCCCUGCAGGGUCCUGCGGCUGCCGGCGAUGUGGGUCAAACCCGAAGAAGUCGUGCUGGCCAACGCGCUGUGGGUGACGGAGAGAGCGAACCCGUACUUCGUGCUGCAGAGGAGGAAAGGGCACGGAGAAGGGGGAGGAGGGCUGGCUGGUUUGCUUGUGGGGACACUUGAUGUCGUAUUAGACUCCAGUGCUCGCGUUGCACCAUAUAGAAUCCUUUAUCAGACUCCUGAAUCCCUAGUAUAUUGGACAAUUGCAUGUGGUAGUUCAAGGAAGGAAAUAACUGAACAUUGGGAAUGGAUGGAACAUAAUCUAUUACAGACACUUUCAAUCUUUGAGAAUGAAAAUGACAUCACUACAUUUGUUAAGGGUAAAAUACAGGGUAUAAUUGCAGAAUAUAAUAAAAAUAAUGAUGUAAAGGAGGAUGAUGACACAGAUAAGUUUAAGGAAGCUAUUUUGAAGUUUCGUAAGCUCUUUGGGAUGCCAGAGGAGGAAAAGCUGGUUAACUACUAUUCUUGCAGUUAUUGGAAAGGUCGGGUUCCACGGCAGGGAUGGAUGUAUCUGAGUAUCAACCAUCUCUGCUUUUACUCAUUUUUGCUGGGCAAAGAAGCCAAGUUAGUGAUCCGAUGGGCAGAUGUUAUCCAGCUGGAGAAGAAUGCCACACUGCUCUUUCCUGAAAUGAUCAAAGUGAGCACAAGAUGUAGUGAGCACAUUUUCACUGUCUUCCUCAAUAUCGGUGAAACCUUUAAACUGAUGGAGCAACUAGCCAACAUUGCUAUGAGGCAGCUUCUUGAUAAUGAAGGCUUUGAAGAAGAUAGAUCACUUCCAAAACUAAAGAAGAAGUCUCCUCAAAAAGUUUCUGUUUUAAAACGGGAUCUUGAUGCCAGGGCAAAAAGUGAGCGGUACAGGGCUCUAUUCCGGCUUCCUAAAGACGAGCGUCUGGAUGGGCACACAGACUGCACUCUUUGGACACCGUUCAGUAAAAUGCACGUUGUGGGCCAGAUGUUUGUUUCUAAUAAUUACAUCUGCUUCACCAGUAAAGAGGAAAACCUGUGCAGUCUUAUCAUUCCUCUCAGAGAGGUCACAAUUGUGGAAAAAGCGGACAGCUCAAGUGUACUUCCAAGUCCAUUAUCUAUCAGCACAAAGAACAGGAUGACUUUCUUUUUUGCCAAUCUCAAAGAUCGAGAUUUCCUGGUUCAAAGAAUUUCUGACUUCCUGCAGCAAACAACAUCGAAAAUAUAUUCUGACAAAGAAAUGACAGGAAGUCUCAACUCUGAUGAAGAGGUAUUUUCAAGACAAAGCAGUAUUGUUUCAAGUAGCCCACAGAGAAGUCUCAGCUUCACCUCAGAUAUAAAUGAAGAACGGCAGUUCAUUUUCAAUGGGAACAGUACACCAAUAGCAACACAGACACUAAUGACAAUGUAUCGUCGAAAAUCGCCUGAAGAGUUCAAUCCUAAAGUGGCAAAGGAACUAAUGAAAGAACAGAGUUGGAAAAAUCAUUUUGCUGAAUACGGACGUGGAGUGUGUAUGUAUCGCACAGAGAAGACACAGGAACUUGUACUGAAGGGCAUUCCAGAAAGCAUGAGAGGAGAACUUUGGCUAUUGUUCUCAGGUGCCAUUAAUGAGAUGGCCACACAUCCUGGAUAUUACUCUGAUUUGGUGGAGAAAUCCAUUGGAAAAUAUAACCUAGCCACAGAAGAAAUAGAGCGGGAUUUACACCGCUCUCUUCCUGAGCAUCCAGCAUUUCAGAAUGAAAUGGGAAUCGGUGCUUUGCGGAGAGUACUCACUGCCUAUGCUUUCCGAAAUCCCAAUAUUGGAUAUUGCCAGGCAAUGAACAUUGUCACUUCAGUUUUGCUACUAUAUGCAAAAGAGGAGGAAGCGUUCUGGUUGUUGGUAGCACUCUGUGAACGGAUGUUGCCUGACUACUAUAACACCAGAGUGGUUGGUGCAUUAGUGGACCAAGGUGUGUUUGAGGAGCUUACUAGGGAUUAUGUACCACAGCUUUAUGACUGUAUGCAGUACUUGGGUGUUAUCUCCACGAUCUCACUCUCCUGGUUCCUCACUCUAUUCCUCAGUGUAAUGCCUUUUGAAAGUGCUGUUGUAGUUGUGGACUGCUUCUUCUUUGAAGGAAUCAAAGUAAUUUUCCAACUUGCUCUUGCUGUGCUGGAUGCUAAUAUUGAAAAGCUCUUGAAUUGUAAAGAUGAUGGAGAAGCCAUGACUAUACUUGGAAAGUAUUUGGAUAGUGUGACAAACAAGGACAGUACAUUACCGCCCAUCCCUCACCUUCACUCUCUUCUCAGUGAUGAUGGAGACCCUUACCCAGAGGUUGAUAUCUUCAAGCUUAUAAGGAGUUCAUAUGACAAAUUUGGCAGUAUUAGAGCAGAUGUGAUCGAACAAAUGCGGUUUAAGCAGAGACUGAGAGUCAUUCAGACACUUGAAGAUACAACAAAGCGUAACGUAGUGAGUGCGGUUCGAGCCAUUGUGACAGACACUGCAUUCACUAUAGAUGAACUGGAGGAACUCUACGUACUUUUUAAGGCUGAGCAUCUGACAAGUUGUUAUUGGGGUGGAAACAGUAAUGCCACAGAUCGCCAUGACCCUAGUCUGCCUUAUCUUGAACAGUACCGUAUAGACUUUGAACAGUUCAAAGGAUUGUUUGUACUACUUUUCCCCUGGUCAUCUGGUGCACAUUCUGAUAUACUAGCUAGGCGCUUAUUUCGACUACUAGAUGAGAAUGGAGACUCUUUAAUAAACUUCAAAGAAUUUGUCACAGGAUUAAGUACAAUGUGUCAUGCGGAUCUUGUAGAAAAAUUGAAACUGCUGUAUAAAGUACAUGUGCUUCCUGAACCAUCUUUCAAUGAACAAGAGGAUCCGGAUUCGGCAUUUGAAGCUACACAAUAUUUCUUCGAAGAUGUAACGCCUGAAACUGUUCAUGGUAGGCUUUAUGAACAAGUUACAGAACUUAAGUCAAGAACAAAAAGUGAAACAGAAGAUGGCUUUGUCACUGUAAACCUAAAGAAUGAGAAAGUGGAGAAGCAACAAAAUCCACGAGAUUAUCGACAUUAUAUCAGAAUGUGGGCGCAGGAAAGAGAGCCGAAGUUGCAAAAUAUCAAAGAAUUACCUAAACUGAAUCAGGAGCAAUUUAUUGAGCUAUGUAGAACUUUGUACAACAUGUUCAGUGAGGAUGUGAACGAGCAAGAGUUAUACCAUUCUACUGCGGCUGUAACCAGUUUACUUCUGGAGAUUGGUGAAGUAGGAAAGCAGUUCAUCGGUCAGACACUUCCAGAACCAGGCAGCAGUCAAGACAGUAAAAGCAGAAUACACCCGAGGAGGGAAAACCAACAUUAUGGACAAGGAGAUUCUUUCUGUGCUGUCCUCGAGAGGAUGGAUGAUGAAAAGAUGUCUUCCAGUGAAAUGCAAGAAAUUAAACUGGAUGAUAAUUCACCAAAAGAAAAUGGAAUUUCUUCAGCAAUGUUAAUUUCAGAUGAUGAAACUAAAGACGAUACUUCCAUGUCCUCGUACUCUGUGCUAAGUGCUGGCUCUAAUGACGAUGAGAAGCUACAAUGUGAGGACAUCACGGAGGACACAGUACUUGUGCGUAAUAACAAUGAUAACCCUCUUGCCAGGAGUAAUAACAUAGACAAAGACUGGGCUAUCACCUUUGAGCAGUUCCUGGCUUCCCUUCUGACAGAGACCGCUUUGGUGAGAUACUUCGAGAGGGCUGGGCUGGUGAUGCCCAGGAUUACAAAUGCUAAGAAUGUCAGAAUGAUGGGAAAGCAGAUCACGUCAGUAAAUGACUUUGAGAUUGCUCCAAUCUCAGGAUAAGGUGGUUUCUGCUACUUCAACAUAUUACAUCAAGUAAUGUUCUAUAACCAUGUAGACUGAUGUGUACAGUAGUUUCAGAAAAUUGUCUCAUGUACUGUUUCUUGUAUUGUAAAUUAUAAGAUGAAUUUUUCCCCUCCUAAACCCAUGUUUUGUUGCCAUUGGGCAUAAAACUUUAAUUUAUAAUAUAUAGAAAAUUGGAGCACCUGCACUUUUCCUUCAUGCUGCUUUUUAAACCGGAAGAAUUGUUUUUGUUAAUUAAUCAUUUGUGACCAGUGAUUCCUUGUAACUUUAUACCGUAUGUUGACCUGUGUCUUCUAAUGUUUCUGAAACCAUUCCUGGAAAUUUUCAUUUUUAUACUAGAGACCUGUUCUAAUAUGACUUGUUUUUUUUUCAAACUGAAAUUGCUAUUUUAAAUUGAUUUCUUUCCCAUGUUUUUAAAACAAUUCUUGGAUGUUGGCUCGACCUUUAACAUGAUAGGAACAAUAUACAGAAUAAAAUCAAAACGCCAGUUUAAAGCA
Hypanus sabinus (Atlantic stingray) is the source of this 6391-nucleotide messenger RNA. It is a transcript of the gene tbc1d9, whose product is annotated as TBC1 domain family, member 9 (with GRAM domain). The record is from RefSeq and is a predicted model, not a curated record. Gene Ontology annotation, molecular function: calcium ion binding. Lineage: Eukaryota; Metazoa; Chordata; Chondrichthyes; Myliobatiformes; Dasyatidae. The coding region runs from base 2079 to 5873 and encodes 1264 amino acids. The transcript is spliced from 21 exons.